AUGGGAUACAACGGUUGCGACCUGAUUCCACCUCAAGACACGGAGUCCUACCUGCUGAAAACGCAAAAUGCAAUUACCAACCUUCAAGCAAAAUUGAAUUCGUCGCGCAAUACCAACAUUCCGUCUCAAUUGACAACUAGUCUCAUCAGUGAGAAGACCCUGGUCUCAAGACUUCCACUGUCACAGCUAAGCCGGUCUAACUCUCUUAAUUAUAGACUGCGAAGAAAGGAUAAUUCAGGUGACGGUAGCCCACUCCGAAGUCCUGGACAUUACGUCAUCACAGGCUCCUCAAAGGUAGACCACCGACGGCUCAACAAUGCCUCCAGAUCCUUAGACACCGAACCAAGACGGGAUUCAAACAUGAACAGCCCCGAUUCCCACAGAGGCCUCCUCAGCAACAGCUCAGACGAUAAAACUCUCUCGAACCGACCCACUAUGUCGCCAAAAACACACACACGGCACAAGUCCUUCGACGGACGAACUGAUUACAUUAAAGACAUAAACACGAAUGUGUGCCUUAAAGCUGUGCUGAAAAACAACGCCCUGGAUACCAAUUUAAGAAUCGAUCAAACGCGCCAACCCCCAAACGUGAUCAAACGCUCUAGUUCGUUCAACACUGUCAAGAAUAACAACUUUAUUGAAACACGAAAAGUUUCGCGGCGUUUGAGCGGUCAUUCGGAUAUUUCGGAUGAUACAGAUAACGGAUCCUUUGAUAAGGAUCUGCGGAAGAGGGUGUUCUCGCCGGAGUUGACCACUGUUCCCUCGAAUUCGCCGCGAUGCCCGAACACACCGGAAAUGCAGAGAAAGUUCGGACCGGGGUUGGUUAGGAAUACUAGGGUGACGAAUAAAGGACGAAUGUCAGAACCGCCGAUGGCGAGGAAACCGACCAAUCAUCAGAGCAGACAGGAUUCCAAAGUUAUGAAUAGGCUUACCAAGUCCAGGUCGUCAACAAGAGAGCCACCAAAGUCUGAUAAAGCACAAAAGAAACCCAACCAGCACCGUUCAUCAUCAGCGUUAGCUACGAAAGAGAAAGAGUUCACCAACUGGAAGAAGAGAUCCUCAUACGAUCCGAUGAAGGCAGCGCAGGAAGGGAAAAAGAAACAGCAGAUGGCGAAAAGGCAAGAAUGUAACAAGGAUGACCUUAGUUCACCCAGCCACUCGUCACCCGUGCAUCGAUCCCAGUCAUUCCACACCACGAAUAUGGCUGAUCUCACCUUGGAUUACUCCUCCGAGGGUACAGAGGAUGACCAGCCGACGUUGCCAAUUGACCCUAUGAUUACAUCCACGCAUUCUGACAUCCUGGAUUUGAGGAGAAAAGGCUUGACCAAUGAUGUGAUUUUGGGCAGAAGUUAUGUUGCAACUUUUAAGGUAUCCCAAGUGGAGAAACCGAAACGUCAUGACAAACACAAAACAGGCAAAGAGGUUGACAAGCGCAGAACCUUCAUACUUGACAGUGAUACGAACUCUACGACAAACGGCAGCAGUCCCAGAAAUAGUUCAAUAUUCAGUCACGAGAAGAAUUCGUACACGGACACUGAAGGAGAGAGCGGGACGGAGAGUGCGCCCGUCAUGCGACAGAACAAGACGCAAGUGCAGCCGAAACAAAGAUACAGUGGUGACUACUCCAUGUCAUCUUCAACAACCUCAAUUGGCCAUAAAAAGCCUAAAGAAAUCCAGCCCCGUUAUAUGGAUAUAUCUAAAUACAAAGCAGAGAAUUCUCCAAAGACCUUCUUACGACGGGAUCCGAGUAAAACUUACGUUGGAGUGCUAAAUGAACGGCCAGUCAGUAAGGGAAGCGCUCAGCACUAUGAAAUGGAACAAAAGAAACAAGAAUUAGAGAAGUGGAAACGCAGGGCGUCAUACGAUCCGAGGAAAGCCGCGGCUCUCGGCAAGUCGAAAACUCCGCCCAAGACUGCGAGCAACGUCCUACGUUCGCAGUCGUUCCAUGGGCCGGUUUUGUCGCCGAAUCUUCGUUACCAGCCUCCGCCGGCGCAAAUAAAUGAAUCCUACGAUGCUUCGAGCGAUAACGAUUUUUAG
Messenger RNA from Pieris macdunnoughi, 2037 nucleotides. NCBI's taxonomy places the organism in Eukaryota, Metazoa, Arthropoda, Insecta, Lepidoptera, Pieridae. The record is from the annotation of a GenBank genome assembly.